UUUUGGACCAUGAGAUCGUAGAACAUUAAAAUAAUGGAUAAAGACACAUUGGAAUCCAUUAGCUAAACAACUUCUCAAACCAAAGAAGCCAAAAAUAAAAGACCCACCACUAUAUUCUAUUACAAACCUCUUCAAUUCCCUCCCAUUUCUCAAUUUCUUAUAUCCCCCCCUCUUUCCCUUCUUUCUUCGAUCCCAUUUCACACGCACAUAAUUACACCAAAUUACACUCUACUAUGCACAUGACAUGACCUCCUCAUUCUUCUAAAAUCUCCCACCCUUCUUCUUCUCUUCUCAUUCUCUUCUUUCCUCCUUCUCAUGACACCUUUGUUAGGCCUCAUCUUCAUGGGUAUUCUCACUUUUAUCCCUCCCGACUCCGCCACCACCACCUCACGUACUAAUAAGCCGAAGUCGAAGCCGAAACACGGCCGUAAAUACAAACACCAUAACAAAGAAGAAAAACAAGAGAAUAAGAAGCAACAAACGCCAAUAAAACAAUCAACGAACCCGAAACCAAAGCAACCUUCAUCAUGGGACCAGAUCAAGAACCUUCUUACUUGCAAGCAAGUAGAAGGUUCUAGAGUUCAUGACCCUUCUAAAGGUAGUAGUGUAUCCUCUUGUGGGUCUAUGUGUAGUUUCCGUGACGUAGUUCAUGGUAACACUAGGGUUGUUCAUCGGCCCGAUAACUCGUCCCCUGAAAGUAGCUCAUUGGGUCAAGAGGCUCGGCUCCUGCACCGGGGUAAGACCGGUGCAGGGUCCAUGUCGAGCCGGUCUUUAUCGGGUUCGGUUAGAUCGGGUUCGAGUGUGACAACUGCGCAUUCCAUAUCGUCCAGAGGGAUGCCAUUGAGGAAGUUGUCCGGGUGUUAUGAGUGCCAUAUGAUUGUUGAUCCUAGCAGGUAUCCAAUAAUUCCAAGGACAACUGUAUGUGCAUGCCCACACUGUGGAGAAGUUUUUCCAAAAAUUGAAAGCUUGGAGCAUCAUCAAGCAGUUAGGCAUGCAGUGUCGGAGCUGGGUCCGGAGGAUUCGGGUAGAAACAUAGUGGAGAUAAUAUUCAAGUCAAGCUGGCUAAAAAAGGAUAACCCAAUAUGCAAGAUCGAACGGAUACUAAAGGUCCAAAACACACAAAGAACGAUCCAACGGUUCGAAGAUUGUAGAGAUGCAGUGAAAUUAAGAGCAAAUAACAACACAAAGAAGAACCCAAGAUGUGCCGCAGAUGGGAAUGAACUACUAAGAUUUCAUUGUACUGCUCUUACUUGUUCUCUUGGUGCACGUGGUUCUUCUAACCUUUGUGGCUCUGUCCCUGGUUGCGGCGUUUGUACCAUCAUUAGACAUGGGUUCCAAGGAAACAUGGGAGUGAGGACAACCGCAAGUAGUGGGAGGGCCCACGACUGCUUAGAUUGUACGGAUGGACGUAGGGCAAUGCUUGUAUGCCGAGUAAUCGCUGGGAGGGUGAAGCGCAGCGCCAACGACGCGCCGGCGGAAGAGGAGAUCAUGUCCCUCGAGGGUCCAUCGGGUAACGCCACCUCCUACGACUCGGUUGCCGGUUCCGCAGGAAUCUACUCUAACCUCGAAGACUUGGUGGUGACUAACCCCAAGGCUAUUCUUCCUUGCUUUGUAGUUAUUUAUAAAACCCUAACCACAGCCUAGCUAGUAUUUGUAAUUUUGGCUAACUUGCAAGAAGAAAUUAACCGAGUGCCUUGUCACGUGCUGACUAGUUAAGUUGCAGACGUACUUGUAAUGAUCUUUUUGCAUUUUCGUAAUUAAAUUAAAGUAAUUCCCACCUUUAGUUUCAGUUAAUCAAGUUACAGUUUUUCUUUGUUGUAUAUAUUAAUUGUACGUAUAAUGUAUUUAAAUUAAAUUUUCAUUUGUUUUGUUUA
Molecule: messenger RNA, 1874 nt
Organism: Chenopodium quinoa (quinoa)
Lineage: Eukaryota; Viridiplantae; Streptophyta; Magnoliopsida; Caryophyllales; Amaranthaceae
Exons: 4
Coding region: 316-1644 (442 amino acids)
Source: RefSeq, a predicted model, not a curated record